UGCAAUAUGUACCACGUUUACUGCUGACAUUUUUAGAAUGGAGUUGUUUUUAUUGUUUUCUCUGAUAUUUGUUUAUAUCGGAGAGAAUGCUGAUGCCGAAAUUGCAAGCUCAAAGGGCACAGACUUUGUCAUCAGCUUUCUGCAACAGAUUUUACCGGGGUCAACCACACUACAAAUUUCCGCUGACGUCACAAGUCGCGUGUCUAUAGAAGCCCCGUUCAUUGGCUUUUCCAAAACUAUGCAGCUGGACCCCGGCUCGAGAGAAAUACGAAUGGAACAAACACUGCGGGAAACCAGCACACUGAUCUCCUUUAAGGCAAUUCGUGUCAAAUCCGACAACCCGAUUUCGGUGUAUGUUUUCGACGAUUUAAAACCGUAUAUUGGUGGGUAUUUAGCGUUACCUGUUGAGAGUUUGGGCUCUGAAUACAUGGUAGUAACAAAGUCAGGCCGAAAAAGCGAGGUACUUAUAUCAGCAGCCGAAGACAGAACAGCUGUGUCCGUUACUCUGAAAAGCAAAACGAAUAUUACCCACCAGGGUUAUAAGUAUUCCGACGGUGACAUUAUACGCGAAACACUAGAUACAUUUCAAACAUGGCAAAUUCAAAGCGAUAGUGAUUUAAGCGGGACAAUAGUGAAAGCGGACGGUAAAGUUGUAGUUAUCGCUGGAAGCGAAUGUGCAGGUGUCCCUGAUACUGCAUCCGAGUGUGAUUUCAUAACAGAACAAUUAACACCCGUAAGUUCAUGGGAAAUUAGUUUCAUAGUGCCAUUAGUUCGUAAAUGCGCGAACGUGAUCCGAAUUAUGGCGCGUGAUGACGCAACUGAUGUCAAAGUGACGUAUGCAAAACAAUCUUGGAACACGAUGCUUGAUGCAACAAUCUUUGUUGACCGCGAAUAUCACCCUAUAACAGAUAAAGUCCCUGUUGUAGUCAUUGAAUCAAAGAAACCGGUUCACGUUAUGCUAUUUACUGGACCAUCGGCGACGUCACAAGUUAACACAUGUGGUCCCUCUAUGACAACAAUACCCGCUUUUACCCAGUAUUCCAAUGACUACAGAAUGCUGCUGCCUGAUGCGAACGUAGACUAUCACCUGUUAACUCUUAUAGUUCCUGCAAGUAACUUAAAUGGUCUACGUAUAAACAACAACACAAUUUCAACAAUUUCGUCCCAGCGGAUAUAUGCAGGAUUUGCAAGCGAAGAUUUCUUUGUCAUAGAAGCUGAUUUGGCGGGAGUAUCUCAAAAUGUUCAUAUCACUCAAACCGCAAACGUCGACUUCGGUGCCUUUGUAUAUGGCAUGGUAGGAAAUGGAUCUUUUGGAUAUCCUCUGGGAUUAAAAGUGGAUUUGACAAAAGCUAAUGCGGAAGUCCGGUUAGUCGGGGGCAGUACGGGAGCGUCCGGGCGAGCUGAGGUCUUCUUUCAUGGUCACUGGGGCACGGUCUGUGAUGUCAAAUUCGACACGGAGGAUGCAAAAGUCGUCUGCAAAAUGAUGGGAUUUUAUUUUGGCGCCGCAAACCCCGUGGCGGGUCACUAUGGAGCUGGUAGUGGUAUAGUGCUAGUCGACAAUCUGAGAUGCACCGGAAACGAAGACAACGUACAUAUGUGUGCUUCCGGUCAGUGGGAGAACUCCGCCUGCACACACGAGCAGGACGUCGGUGUUGACUGCAGCACACAGGUGAGAUUGGUAGGUACACAUGACCCUCGUGAUGGUCGGGUGGAGGUUUUCUAUCGCGGACAAUGGGGCAGCGUCUGUGACGACGCGUUCGACCGUCGCGAGGCAACUGUUCUUUGCUCAUCUCUAGGAUACGGAAAUACGGGAUAUUUCUACACGGGAGGCGGUGGGAGUGGAGCCCAGUGGCUGGAUGACCUUGAAUGUACCGGGCGAGAGAACGACAUAGCUCAGUGCAUGUCCAAGAACUGGGGCAUCACGGAUUGUACUCAUGAGGAGGACGUUUGGCUGUCAUGCUACCCCCACACACCGGUUCGUCUGGUGGACGGACGGACGCCGGCGGAAGGGCGGCUAGAGGUACGCAUGCUAGACGGCUGGCACUCAGUUUGCGAUAGCGACUUCACACCACGUGACGCACUUGUCGUCUGUGGCAUGAUUGGAUACACGUACAAAGUAUCAGACAGCAAUCCCCCUGUAUCGGUGUAUAAAAAUGCCUACUUCGGUCAAGGUCAUGGAAAAGUCGCUAUUGCUGAAUUAAACUGUACCGGAAGUGAAUCGGAUAUCGCUGACUGCGCAUCUCGUACCUGGUUGAUCAAUUCCUGCACGCACCAAGAUGACGUAGGCGUUGGCUGUGAUAGUCAUAUCCGGUUGGUGGACGGCCCUCGGGUGACGGAAGGGCGGCUUGAGGUAUACUUCCGGGGCCAGUGGGGGACAAUUUGUGAUCGCCAGUUCACUUCCGGGGACGCCGAGGUUGUGUGUCGCCAGAUGAACUAUCAAUACUUUUCUGGUUAUAACGUUGUGAAGACUGGUGGAACUUAUGGAACAAGUAGUGCUCGGACCAUCAUAGGAAACUUAAGUUGCCAUGGAAACGAAAAUGACAUUGCAAUAUGUCCUUCUGACCCCUGGCUGAACACGUCUUGUUCACAUGGAAAUGCCGUUGGUGUCGAUUGUGGAAGUAAAUUGCGAUUAGUGAACGGAUCCUCGCCCACUGAAGGUAGGGUGGAGGUUUUCUACGGUGGACAGUGGGGCACAGUCUGUUCGAACGGUUUCGACCAACAGGACGCUGACGUCAUCUGUAACCAAAUGGGAUUUAAUUUUGAAACACCGAGGAGGGUAUAUGGCCACGCCCAUUACGGCCAAGGCUCGGGCCAGAUAGUGAUUGACGAGCUAGGGUGUGGAGGAAAAGAGACUGACGUCAUGUUCUGUAUGUCAAGCCCCUGGCUUACUCACGGCUGUACGCAUGCGCAAGACGUCGGUAUCGAUUGUGGUCUGCGUCUCCAAGAUGCCAUCCAGGCUUCCUGUACACCGAGUAAAUGGAACAUUUCCGUCGAUAUGACCUUAUUGGAACGUGUAUUUCCCGGCUCCCGGUCCUCUGACAUAGUGCUGGGCCAAAACUCACAGUGUUCGGGAACCAAACAGGGGAAAUUACUGGUCUUUGACCGAGGAAUUCACACAUGCGGAACUGUUUCCACGACGUCCGCCGUCGCAAAUGUCUACACCGCCUUCCUAUUGUACGCAUACCACGACGUGAACCAUCCAAACGUCGUACGUAACGUGAACUGGACGUUAACGCUUAACUGUAACGUGAACGUAAAUGGACAGGCCGUUAUUGACGUCUCGACAUAUCAUAACGGAAGUAGUGGCUCGGUGAAUCCAAGCGCGUCAUUCACCGUGAUGCAGGAGUUCUACAGUGGGUUUGCCAACGGAAAUUUUACCCAGAAACUGCCUGACCAUCCUCUGCGACUGCAAAUCGGACGUGACGUAUUCGUGAGACUGUACACACCAAAUGCUGACGUCAACACAAAAAUGAUCGUGCAAUCAUGUUAUGCGACGCCGACAUCCAAUAAAGAUGACACGCACAGAUUAGCUCUAAUAACAAAUAGGUGCUCAGCUGACCAGUCAGUCCGACAAGAGUUGUCCACUAACCACGAGUUUGGCUUCAAGUUUACAGCCUUCUCAUUCAGCGGAGCAAGCGCCGAAUUGUUUAUUCAUUGUGACGUCAAAUUCUGCGCAGUGACGUCAUUUACGCCAAGCUGUAUUCAAGUAUGUUCAUCCGGCUAGGGAAACAAUUUGUAGUUUUUUUUCCGAUUAAACUCGUGUGAAAUAUGAUUGCUAUUAAAAACAAAAGUAAAGAAAU
Molecule: messenger RNA, 3800 nt
Organism: Mya arenaria
Lineage: Eukaryota; Metazoa; Mollusca; Bivalvia; Myida; Myidae
Product: scavenger receptor cysteine-rich type 1 protein M130-like
Exons: 16
Coding region: 38-3724 (1228 amino acids)
Cellular component (GO): membrane
Source: RefSeq, a predicted model, not a curated record